AUGGCUGCCCCCAUGCCGCGGGGGCUGUCUUACCUAUGCAGGGCUUUAGGAUGGUGGAACCGACAGCCAGUCCUGGUGACUCAGUCCAUAGCUGUAGUUCCAGUGAGAACUAAAACACGUUUCACACCUCCUGCUUAUGAACCUAAAUACAAAUCACAAAAGGAGUUUAUAGAACGUUCCCGGAAAGCAGGAAUCGUCAUUCCUCCAGAACGUUUGGAACGUCCCAUACAUCUGGCCUGUACAGGUGGUAUCUUUGACCCCUAUGUUCCUCCAGAGGGUGAUGCUCGGGUAUCAGCUCUUUCAAAGGAAGGACUGGCACAGAAAACUGAACGAUUGAAGAAGAAUGUGGCAUCACAGUUGUCCAUACGGAGGAUAAGAGACCAUGAUGCUAAUUUUAAAAUAAAGGACUUCCCUGAAAAAGCUAAGGAUAUCUUCAUUGAAGCUCACCUUUGUCUAAAUAACUCAGACCAUGACCGACUUCAUGCCUUGGCAACUGAAAACUGUUUUCCGGACAUGGUCUGGGACAUCCAAUACAAGACCGUCCGCUGGAGCUUCGUAGAGUCGUUAGAGCCAGCCCAAGUGGUUCAGGUUCGCUGUUCGAGCAUGGUGAACGAGGGCAAUGUGUAUGGCCAGAUCACCGUCCGCAUGCAUACCCGCCAGACUUUGGCCAUCUAUGACCGGUUUGGCAGAUUGAUGUAUGGACAGGAAGAUGUGCCCAAGGAUGUUCUCGAGUAUGUUGUUUUUGAAAAGCACCUGACAAACCCCUAUGGAAGCUGGAGAAUGCACGGCAAGAUUGUGCCUCCAUGGGCGCCCCCUAAGCAGCCCAUCCUCAAGACGGUGAUGAUCCCUGCCCCCCAGCCAAACCUUGGGGAAGACUGCGAAGAGCCACAAGCAGAGGCCCAGAAGUCUCAGCUGGCCUGA
Messenger RNA from Pipistrellus nathusii (Nathusius's pipistrelle), 921 nucleotides. Lineage: Eukaryota; Metazoa; Chordata; Mammalia; Chiroptera; Vespertilionidae. The record is from the annotation of a GenBank genome assembly.